Molecule: messenger RNA, 3297 nt
Organism: Alternaria triticimaculans
Lineage: Eukaryota; Fungi; Ascomycota; Dothideomycetes; Pleosporales; Pleosporaceae
Exons: 6
Coding region: 1-3297 (1098 amino acids)
Molecular function (GO): ATP hydrolysis activity; ATP binding
Source: RefSeq, a predicted model, not a curated record
AUGUCUCGCUCUGAUAGUUCGGAAGUGACGCUCGCCGCGAGCAACGAGUCGGACACACCUACUGGAAAGCCUGCUGCCGAAAAGGCAAUCACACUGCUUCCAAGUGAAGCCGUCAACCCCGAGAUCGAUGCAACGCCAGUCGAGAUCGGCGCAAGCCAAGAGUCACCGGAACAGGAGACAGGCAAUACCGAAUCGCAACCUUCGAAGGCCAUCCUGAAGACAAAUGGCGAAGACGGCCAGCGCAAACCGUCAAGCACCUCUAAAGAACCCAAGAGUCUCAAUCUGAAGUUAGAGGAGGAUGAACUCAGUGAAGGCUCUGAUGUUGAAUGGGAGAGGCCGAGCAGGCCGAGCAGCAAAUCUGCCCAGAUGAAGUCGCGUCUCAAAGUGUUUCCAAAACGGAUAGAACAGGUCAACCACUUCAACCGUAUCGUGGAGUCUAGACUCCUGUGCUUGGAGGAGACCACCACUGCCUUUGAUAAGAAGCUAUAUCGGCUAAUCAAUGGCGUGGAUAAACUUCCUCCGGCAGCUCCGCCGCCUACAGAAGCCAAGGUGCCGUAUAUGGAACCAGAAUUGAACUUCCAAGUCUCCAAAGGAUUGGAGAAGCCGUUAUCCGCGAAAUCUGACGGGAAAAAAGUCCCUCCUAGCCAUCAGAUUGACGUUUUUGUUGGAGAGCCAGAAGCGCAGAGAGCCGAGAAUCCGGGACGAAGGGAGCCGGAUUUCACCACGAUGGAAGACAUUGAUGUAGAUGAACAGGCCAUCGCAUCUGAGGCGGCUUUGAAGCAUUCAUCAAAAUCGACAGAUGAGAAGAGGUUGGUAGAAGAGAUGGCCAAACUGAAGAGCAAGCACUUCCCGGAUCGAAUUCGAAUCAACGCACCCGGGAUAUUGUAUCUGCUUCGAAGAUAUCUCGUCGCCGAGGACACAGCGGUGGACACCAUCAUCCUACGACCAUUCAAGCCCCUCCUUCACAAUAAGGAAAACAUACGCGCCAUGUUGCCUAAAGUGCUUCAAGCUCUGACAAGGAUGAUCAACGGACCGGCGAACAAGGAGGGUGGGCUGUUCGAAGUCACCGAGAUGUCAGACAACGCACUCAAAACACGUCAGCCUCACAGAACUGUCAAAGGCAAAGAGGAGUCUUCUAAGACGGGUGGGAUUGCUCCACUUACCGAAGAGCCUCUUACUUCUGACGCUAUCACGACAGAACAGUGGGACCGCGUCCUGAGAAAGCUCGAGAUUUUUGACGAAAACAACGGGUGUGUAGGAAAGAAUAUGGGGGGCUGGUCAACUAUAACUGAGGUUCGGAAGUCGUUCGAGUCCAUGGACAACCUGUUCGAUCACUACUUACUACCAGGCCACAUGGAUUUCCGAAGGAGAAGGGUGGACACGGUACGCUUCUGUGAUCUAUGGCACCUUUUCCAUACUGGAGAUCUUGUGGUCACGAAGCAAUCGGCCGCUUUAGAUGAUACAGGUAUUCAAGAGCAAUUGGGCAUGAGAGUUCUCAUGACUUCUGGUGGAAGGAGAGCCUUACUGCCUUCCUCGUCCGCACCAAGGUUUCCAACCUCUAUCACUCUACGCAGUUCUGAGGAAAAGCUCGAGGCUGUGAAUGGGGUCAAUCCGUUCUGCAUACAUGCAUAUUACUUGGAUUUCAACGGUGCCAGACCGGUACCCGUACGGCGACGAAUUGUGAUUGCUCCAUAUCCAGGAGAGAGAGACAUUCGUGACCUCGACGUCUUCCCAUGCGAGUAUGCUUCCGACACAGCCACCACACUAAGAGAACGAGGCAAGAACUUUGUCAAAUACGCUGCCGCUCCCACUGCGUUCUAUGUUGACUGUAAAGGCCUCGAACUAAGCACUCGCGAAGAGCUCAACGACAAAGUCAUCGUUGACAUGAAAGGAUACUUCCAGAUAAACCCCGAUGACAUACCAAGAUACCAGGUGCCGGAACAUCUGGAUGUAUCUGAAACGAUUUCGGAUCUGGCAGUCUAUAAGAAGUACAUUGCCGAGAACCCCUUAUUCAAAUCGUCGUUAGCUACGGCGGACGCGCCGGCUAUAAAGGAUGAAGACCUCGGUAUCUGCCAUUACCGCGUCUUUGCGUACAAGUUCCGUUCACGGGAGUGGGUGCAAGUCAAUGUCAAGGAUCUCAAGGAACCAGAUAAAGAAGAGAAGGGUAGGGGCUUUGAAAAGCUUGUCUUAUCGGAAGGUCACAAGAGCAUCCUUCAAUCUCAAGUCCAGGAGCAUUUCCGGAAGCGAGGAUCGCAAGCUACGACUGGAAGCUCAGAGAAUGAUAUGGAUCUGGUUCGGGGUGCUCCUGGAGUCGGCAAGACGUGCACAGCCGAAUGCAUUGCCGAUUUCGUAGAGAAGCCACUCUACCCUAUCACAUGUGGUGAUCUUGGAAGCACGGCAGACGAUGUCGAGAAGAACUUGAAGAAACACUUCACGCUUGCUAGCCGAUGGGAUUGCGUCAUGUUGCUCGAUGAAGCAGAUGUCUUCCUCGCGAAGAGGAAGCUUGAGGAUCUGCAGCGCAACAGUAUCGUAUCGGUGUUUCUCCGCAUGUUGGAGUAUUACAAAGGUUUACUCUUUCUGACCACUAAUCGAGUCGGCACUUUUGAUGAGGCCUUCACGUCUCGAGUGCACAUCUCGCUGUUCUUCUACCUCAAUGCUUGCUCUAAUCCUGGUGCCUCAGAUCCCGAUUUCGACAAGGAAACUACACUGGAAGUGUGGCAAACUUUCAUUGAUCAGACCACGUAUGUGCUGGAAAAAAGCGGCCGUAGCCACGUCACUAUCAAGGAAAAAGAGAUCAUGAAGUUUGCCAAGAAGCACUGGAAGGACAGCGGAGACAGCAAGCGCGCACGCUGGAACGGACGCCAGAUCCGAAACGCUUUCCAUACCGCAAUCGCCAUGGCUGAGUUCAAGGCAAGAAGCCAGAAGGAUGGUAAGGGCUACGACGAUCGUAAGGACGUUGAGAUCAGUGUGGGCAGAGAGGAAUUUGAAAAGAUUGCCAGCACCGCUAGAGAGUUCGACACCUACAUGAUCGAUACGAUGGGCACGACCUUUCAAGUCAAAGCAUCCAAAGAAGGACUGAGGAAAGAGCAAAAGAACGAGAAGGAGAAGUCAAAAAAGAAGAAGAAGAGUCGGUCCAAGUCGAAGGACAGCGAUUCGAGCUCUUCAGAGAGUGAGAGUGAGGAUGACGACGAUGCGAAGAAGAAAAAGAAGAAGAAGACGUCUUCCAAAUCGAAGAAGCGAAGCGACUCAAGCUCAAAUAACGAGAGUGAGGACGACGAUGACUCUGAUAGUGAUUAG